AUGGCACCAUCUCGUAGGACUCCACAAUCUUCCCCAGGCGAUGUGCCAGAUAUCGCUAGAACAAUUGAAGCAAUGGUAGCUGCCAUGACACCGCAAAGUACGGCAAUGAUGCAACAAAAUGAAGCAUCAAUGCAGCGACAGCUGGAGGAGAACAGGGUAGCUGCCCCUGAUUUUGGCCCGGAGCCACGUCCUACGGCCAUGGAGUGGAGUCUGGAGGACUUUCUAAAAUACCACCUAGUGAAGUUUGGAGGCAAGACCAGUUCAGAUGCAGCCGACCAGUGCCUGAAAGACCUGGAGAGGAUAUUUGACGCUAAGAUGUGCCUAGAGGAGAGUAGACUGGCAUUCGCAGUGUACAUGCUCACGGGUGAGACUGAGCACUGGUGGGUCAGCAUGAAGUCCAUCAUGGAGGAGAGGCAGGAGCCAGUCACUUGGGACGCCUUCAAGAGGAAGUUCCUCUCCGAGUACUUCCCUGACAGCGUCAAAUACGCUAAAGAGGUAGAGUUUUUGCAGUUGACCCAAGGAAGCAAGUCUGUGACUGAGUAUGCAGAAAAGUUCAAGCACCUCAGUCGUUUCUACACCAUGCCACCGGAUGAAGAGUGGCGAUGCCAAAAGUUUGAGAACGGCCUCCGCGGGGACCUUCAUUUGAUGGUGGCCCCGCUAUCCAUCAAGGAUUUUGCAGCCUUGGUGGAGAAGGCCAGGGUCAUGGAAAAGAUGAAGGUGGAAGUGGAAACUCAGCACCCUCACCAGCAGAGAGUGGGAGGACCGUCUAGGUCCAGGCAUAGGCAUGAGGAGAGGAGGAAGCCCUAUACUAGGCCCCAUUUUCAGUCCCAAGGGUCUAGGGAGUCUUCUUCCCAACAGAGUAGGGUUCAGUGCUACCAGUGUGGGGGACCGCACAAGAGAAAUGUCUAUCCCCAGCUUGCAGGCUUCAAGAGGUGCAACAAUUAUGGCAAGGAGGGCCACUUCGGCAGAGAUUGCCCCACCCUUGUGAGAACAGCGACGCGUACUCCAGUUCCAGCCCCAGUUCAGAAUCAGCAAAGGAGGGGAGGCAACGGGCCUCAAGCAUCGGGCAGAGUGUACGCCAUGACUGGAGCAGAGGCAGCAGGCUCAGGUAACCUUGUCAUGGGUCGUUGUGUGAUUGCUGGUAAAUAUGCAUGUGUUUUGUAUGACUCUGGAGCAACACACUCUUUUGUGUCUGAAACUUGUGUGCAAAGGUUGGGUCUGCCAGUUUGUGAACUGCAAUGUGACCUUGUGGCAUCUACUCUAGCAUCGGGUUUGGUCAGGACAUCGUCUUUGUGUACUAGGUGUCCAGUGGAGGUAGAAGGCCGCAGGUACAAAGUGAAUCUGAUAUGCCUACCUUUACAGGAGUGGGAAGUGAUCCUAGGAAUGGAUUGGCUCUCCGCCACUAACCGGGCCAGUGUCGAUGGCUCCAUACCGUAUGGCUCCGGCAGAGUUGGUGGAACUCAAGAAAUAGAUAAAGGAUUUACUGGGGAAGCAGUUUAUCCGACCCAGUUCCUCACCUUGGGGAGUGCCGGUGCUGCUGGUGAGGAAGAAGGAUGGGAGUUCGCGGUUGUGUGUAGACUACAGGCAGUUGAACAAGAUGACCAUCAAAAACAAGUAUCCCCUCCCGAGAAUAGACGACCUGAUGGAUCAGUUGCAUGGGUCAUCGGUAUUCUCGAAGAUUGA
This is a messenger RNA of Vigna unguiculata (cowpea), 1683 nucleotides long. NCBI's taxonomy places the organism in Eukaryota, Viridiplantae, Streptophyta, Magnoliopsida, Fabales, Fabaceae. The record is from RefSeq and is a predicted model, not a curated record.